UAUAGUAUACUGUGUGUGUUGUAUUCGAAUCUCGAAUCGGAUGUUAAAUCUUAAUAAAAUAUUUUAAUCUUAUCUAUAAUGUUUAUUUGAUCGUACAUUAAUCGGGUUGAUAGAAUAUCAGCAUCAUAUCUCAAUGUAAUGCCUGUCAAUUCACUAAAGCGUAACAGUGAACGGGGGUGAUAAUUUAUUAUAAUUCCUUUCAGUUAGUUUUCGACAAAUGUAAUUUGGUGCUCAUAAUGGAAGAUUAUAAGUUUCUUUUUAAAGUUGUAUUAGUAGGCAAUGCUGGUGUAGGUAAGACCUGUUUAGUGCGGAGAUUCACACAAGGCUUGUUCCCACCAGGCCAAGGUGCUACAAUUGGUGUUGAUUUUAUGAUCAAAACUGUGGAAGUCGACGGAGAGAAAGUGAAGUUACAAAUAUGGGAUACUGCCGGACAGGAGAGAUUCAGAUCAAUAACCCAGAGUUACUACCGUUCUGCACAUGCAUUGAUAUUGGUGUACGAUAUAUCUUGCCAGCCAACAUUCGACUGCUUGCCAGAUUGGUUGAGAGAAAUUGAAGAGUAUGCUAGUCAUAAGGUUCUUAGAAUAUUAGUUGGUAAUAAAACUGAUAGAGAAGACAGAGAAAUCCCUCGGCAUAUAGGAGAGGAUUUUGCACAAAGACAUGGGAUGUAUUUCUUAGAAACAUCUGCUAAAGAAGCAGAGAAUGUGGAAAGGCUGUUUAUGGAGAUAGCUGUUGAACUAAUGGAGCAAGCAAAAUGCAAGGAGCUACCCAAAUAUGACGGCAGCUUAGGCCCAAUUAACGGCAAGACGACAUCUGUCGGAGAUGGCUCAUGCUGUCUCCGAUCAUAAACCUAACGAAUUUAUCUCGUUGAUAUUACUAGUGUUGUAAAACUCGUUGUUUUUAUAGAGUUAAUUUAUUUUUUGGGUACCCAAUGAAGAAUAGUCUAUGACCAUCAUCAUGAUACAACUCUCGUUAUUAUUUUGUCAUUGUGGUGUCAGUUUUAUGUAUAGGAUUUUUCUCCUGAUCAUUAGAAACUUCGUACUUAAUAUGAAAAAUCAAUGCACAUAUAAUUCAAUUGAUAUGACAAGAACUAAAAAAUUAUAAACUUUAGUUUACAUUAAUAGUAAAACUUUAAGCAAAUAUUUAAAGCAAAGAUUAAUAUUAUGGAUUAUGAGUGAGAAACUUAAGUAAAUAAGGUAACUGAACAUUGUGUCGCUAAUGUAUCAUCCAGAAUGCUCCACCAAUUGAAUUUUUUCAUGCUGUCGUAAGGUACUUAAACUAUUAAAUCUUUUACUUAAAUUAUUAAAUUCAGACUCACAUGGUUAUAGAAAAGUUUAUAAUUUUUUUUUCUUAUUGUUAUAUGUAUAAUAUAAAAUAGAAAAUAAAUGAUCUCUAUAAAAACACUUAAUAACUUAAUAUUAUAAUGUAGUGCUAAAAUCAUUCCAUUUGCUUUUAAGCAUACACUUUGUCACAAUUUCAUGUGUUUAGUUUAAUACAACUUUCUCGUUUGAGUGAAAUGAUUGGAUACUUAACACUGAAAGAUUUUUCCACUUUUAUCAUUUUAGUAUUAUUUCAGUUGGUAAUUAUUAUUAUUAUUAUUUUAAUUCCUUUUUUUUAAGUGUAGCAAAAGAGUACUUGCUGUAACGGUUAUUGAUUUAACACAUCUGUUGCCAGUUAAUAUGAUUUUAAUUAUAACUAGUAUUUUACAUAAUUGGUAACUAAAAAGAAAAGUAUCAGACUGCAUAGCCUCCUCCCUUUUUAAGGCGGUUUCGAGCUUAUUCCAUCACGUGACACCCGACUCGUCCGGUUUUCCUCAGUAAACGAAAUAAAUUAUAAAUAAAAUAUAAUCACGCGAAGACAGCCGUGCUUCCUCGAUCGAACCAGCAAUUAUCGGUUGAGAUUCACGUGUUCUGUCAAGUAGUCCUUUCGGCUCAUAUAGACAACAUAAAGAAAUAUAAAAAUGACUUUUACAGUUGUUCAUUAAAAUCAAAACACAUGCAAAUGGUACAAUAGUUAUGGUGGCUGACCUUAGUGUUCUCCUUUUUUAAUUUUUUUUUUAUUAUAAAUGACUGUGAAAUGGUUGUGAGAUAGAUUGAUGAAUUGUAUUAAUUAUUAUUGUAUGACUGAAUGCGCCAUUUUUCUUUCUUUGAGUGUGCAACCUCGCUAGAUUAAAUAUAAACGAACGCUGCUCACAAAUCGUAGAUAUUAGGUUUAAGUUUGUAUAUUCCAGUGGCGGGAGGAAUAAAGAUAAACAAACCUUGAAUUUAUAUAAAUAUAUAUUUGCGAUUUUCUAAUAGUUCUGCUAUUAUGCACUGCAAACAGUUCUUAUUAUAAUACAACACUGUUCCAAUUAAUUACUUAUAUUCAUUUUAACCUCAAAAGCUCCGAUGACGACUUUUUGACGAGUAUAUCAUUGUAUUCAUAAAUCAUAGAUUAUCUAUAUAAGUAUGUAUUUACAAAAAAAAAGUAGUGUUUGCAGUAUCAGUUGUCUGUCUUCCAUAGUACAAGCUCUGCUUAGUUUGGGAUCAGAUGGCCGUGUGUGAAUAAUGUCCCAGGAUAUUAUUAAUUCAAAGUCAAAGUUGUUUAUUUACGCUUGCUGUCAUUGGACGAUUCCAAACUACAAAUUUGACGUAUUGAAAUCAUCGUAAAUUGAACGCUUCGUUCGUGUUUUGUCAGCUUACAUUCUCUCUAGAUUUGUUAGAAUAAAUUGACAUUUGAAAUUAUCCGGUGAUGAUAUACAUUGAGUAAUUAAUAGCGUUAUCAAGUUUAGGCAUAUCAUUGUGACAUGAAAUUGUGAUAGAGUUGUCGAGUUAACGGAUUUGCUGUUGCAAUUUAAAUUUUUUUAUUAUAAAUUUGUUAGUGUAUUAUUAGUGUUCCGUGAAAGGUUAACUAGACAAUGUGUAGGUUUUAAUGUUAAUUAUAUUCUGAAUUAGACUAAUGCCGAUCUUGACUUUAAUUAAUUUAUUCCUAGUUAAUUCCUGGUAUGCGUUGCAAUGCCUAUUUUUUUUUUGUAAACAAUUAUCUGAUAGCGAAUGUACAAAUUCAUUGGAUCGGAUGAUUGUAUAGGAACGCAUACGGAGCAAACAAAGAAGAAAGAAAAGCAUUCUUUUUAUAUAUAUAGAUUGUAAAUACCACAAUGAUAAUUAGAUGAAAUUAUAUACAUAUAUUAAUUGUACGAUACAUUUUUUAUUAAAAGUCUUACUUUUAUAUUUCUUAUAAAGCUAAUUUUCAACGUAUAUUAAUAAAAUCUUAGUCAGUUAUUAGAAUGCUUACAUUACACAUGAUCUUUUUAAACUUAAAUAUAUUUGAAUCGAUUUUCCAAUUUUGUUGUUGGUUUAAUAAUUAUGAAUUAUGUUAAGCUAUUUGUCAAACUUGCCUCGAAACUUUAAUGAAAGUGAAAUUAAACACUUUUACUUAAAUCUGAACGGUUAUUGGUCGAUGGCAGUUGAUGACGCUAUAAGCGACCAAUGAGCGUUCAGUGGUUAGCCAUUUAGGGUAUUAAUUAUAUAAUCUUAUGUAACUAUAGAAUUAUUGUUGAAUUUAACUUUAAAUUCGUUUUUUUUUUAAAUGUAAUAUCGUUUUGCUUAAUAUAAAUGUUAUUUUAUUUUAAAUUAAGUAUUUUAAUUAUACUGGCUAUCUAAUUAUCAUUGUUGUUAGAUGUAUUAAGGCCAGUUCACACAUGUACCCGAAAAGCCUUUUAUGGUGGCUGUGAGAACAUAGAGGAUUGUAGCCAAAAUUAGUGUCGGAUAGGAUAUUCAAGUUUUAUAAAUAUAUUUUUUUUUUUAUCUGCACCUUCAGUCUCCAGAUAUUGUCGCCGAUCAUAUUGUAUACAAUCUUGGCUAACUAAUUUGGCAGUACUAAGUAGUAUCUUACAAAUAUUUUUGUAAUCAUCAUUUUACAAGAUAAAUUAAAUUUAAAGCUUUGGUUUGGAAUAUGGAUUCUACCGGCACCGGCACCGGAACUGGCGGGAUUUACUCUUUUUCGUCAAAUAUACAUGUAAUAAUCAUAUACAAUCAAAUUUAUCAGUGAAAAUCAGCUAGUACUUUCUCCAAGUAUCCUAUCAUCUAUAUAAACGUAACGUGCGAUUUAAAUGAAUUUACUAGUAAAUGUAUGAUCUCCGAGAUUAAAUUAUAACUAAAGUUAUAGGAUUAUUUUUAGUCUUGCCUAAUUUAUGUAGAGAUUGUCUGCAAAGUAAACAAUAUCGUUUGUUUAUAAUUUAUCAAGCCCAUUCAUGAUACUUGUGCUAUUAUUUAAAUUCACCUCUUCGUUAUUAGUUAACUCGACUUGCAGUGUGCAUGUGUAAACGGACCUCCAGAGAUAACAAUUAUCUUUUUAUCUUAAUUUUUCUUGUACAGUCAUCACAAAACCUGGAUAUAUUUUUUUAAAUUUUUUUAUUUUUUAUUUUUAUAUGAAAUGUUAUACAAUGUGUGCCCAUAACAUGUUAAUUUUACUCUAAUGUUAAUUAUUUAUUAAUAUUUAUUGCAAUUGUAGGUGCGGUUUUUUUGUUUUUUUUUUUUUGGUUUUAAUGUAGCGUUUCUAUAUUAUAUCAUCACAUUGAUAUUAUUUGCAAUUUGGUGUCUGUUUCGAUUUUUUUUUUUAAAUAUAAACGUCAUUGUUGUAUAGUGAUAGUGAUAGUCGUGCAAUGAAUCGUCUUGAAGAAUGUUGAAGAGUUGCUGAAACUCGUUUUGUUUUUAGUAGCCUUUUAUCGAGUUUUUUUUUAGCUAUGUAACUGUCAAAGUGUGUAUUAAAAUGUCAGUAUUUAUUUACUAAUUUGCAAUUAAGUUACUUGGAAGAUAGAAGUCCAAGGCCUCUUAUAAGGAUAGAAGGCUUUUGUCCUUCAGUUGUUAAUAGUACAUAAUGGAAUAGUAUUGAGAGAUUUUAUUUUAUAAAUAUCAACUUACCGUACUUCAAUGUUUUAGUUUGAUGACUAUUUAUUGAUACUUAAAAUUAGUCUUGCAUAAUGUUCGUAUAUUUAUUAAUUUCAUUUGACUUUAAAUCAUGAAUCGAUUUAAUUGCCGUAUGGAUUGGCGACACUUGACGUCUCGUACCCGCCACUAUACAUACACUGAUUCAACUCAAAAUUAUCUAAAUGCUUUGCCUGAUUAACUAGUGCAACGAUGUUGGCUUUAAAUAUGUGUAGUUAACUAAAUUUCAUAUAGAAUAAUAAAAUAUAUACAAUGUUACUAAUGAACGUUACAUGGCGGCUGAAUGUUUACGCACCAAAUUGUCUCUUUCCGACAUCAACGAUUUUACAUUCGUAAGAAAAAGACAUCCUAUGUCUUUACAGCCGUUAUUUAAAACUUUUUUUUUUUAAUAAGGGAUGUAAUUUUUAAGUCUGACAAUUUUGACAGUUAUCAUAGCGAGAUAGACCAGUGAGUUGUUAAUGCUUAAUAAUUAUGAUUACUUUAAUUAAUGUACAGUUCAAAUUGGAUCUGAAAUAGCUACUUACAAAUCUCUUCGUGUCAUCGGUCAUAGAAAUUAAAUAUCACCAAAGAACUAAAUUAUUGUAAUGCAAUAAAUCAAAUUAUCACUUUCGA
This is a messenger RNA of Nymphalis io (European peacock), 5534 nucleotides long. RefSeq names its product ras-related protein Rab-30-like. Gene Ontology annotation, cellular component: trans-Golgi network. Lineage: Eukaryota; Metazoa; Arthropoda; Insecta; Lepidoptera; Nymphalidae. The record is from RefSeq and is a predicted model, not a curated record. The transcript has 4 exons. Gene Ontology annotation, molecular function: GTPase activity; GTP binding. The coding region runs from base 237 to 845 and encodes 202 amino acids.